This is a messenger RNA of Polypterus senegalus (gray bichir), 6934 nucleotides long. RefSeq names its product transportin 1 (gene tnpo1). Gene Ontology annotation, cellular component: cytoplasm; nucleus. Gene Ontology annotation, molecular function: nuclear import signal receptor activity; small GTPase binding. Gene Ontology annotation, biological process: protein import into nucleus. NCBI's taxonomy places the organism in Eukaryota, Metazoa, Chordata, Cladistia, Polypteriformes, Polypteridae. The transcript is spliced from 25 exons. The coding region runs from base 264 to 2936 and encodes 890 amino acids. The record is from RefSeq and is a predicted model, not a curated record.
UCUUAACGUUAAGGGGCGGUAAGGCUAAUAACGUUGCUCGAGCCGCAGCACGUCACAGGCCCGCGCACGAGAGCUAACCAGGCGAGCAGCAGGACCCCGCGGAAGUCCAGCCAGCGCCUGGCGUCUGCGGGCCGGAUUGUAAAUGCGCCAUGACUCUUGUCUGCGCGGAUCGUAUUGCGAAGGCUGGAUGCUAUUGAGAGUUUGCGGCCCGUUGUAAUUUAGUUCACAAAUCUAUCCAAAAGGCUACAGCUCAGCAAACCAAGAUGGAGUAUGAGUGGAAACCAGACGAGCAAGGACUUCAGCAAAUUUUACAGCUUUUGAAAGAGUCUCAAUCCCCGGAUACGUUCACGCAGCGAUCCGUCCAACAAAAACUGGAGCAGCUAAAUCAGUAUCCAGAUUUUAACAACUACCUGAUUUUUGUUUUGACCAAGCUGAAGUCUGAAGAUGAACCCACAAGAUCGCUUAGUGGUCUCAUACUGAAGAACAAUGUGAAAGCACAUUUUCACAAUUUCCCAAAUGGAGUAUCGGAGUUUAUUAAAAGCGAGUGUUUGAAAAAUAUUGGUGAUUCAUCACCAUUGAUAAGAGCCACUGUGGGUAUUUUGAUAACUACCAUUGCAUCCAAAGGAGAUCUACAGAACUGGCCAGAUCUUUUGCCAAAGCUAUGUGGGCUACUGGAUUCUGAAGAUUAUAACACAUGUGAGGGAGCAUUUGGUGCCCUUCAGAAGAUAUGUGAAGAUUCUGCUGAAAUUUUGGAUAGUGAUAUCCUUGACCGACCACUCAACAUCAUGAUUCCCAAAUUUUUGCAGUUUUUUAAACAUAGUAGUCCGAAGAUAAGGUCUCAUGCUGUUGCUUGUGUCAACCAAUUUAUCAUUAGCAGAACUCAGGCUCUCAUGCUACAUAUUGACUCUUUUAUUGAGAAUUUAUUUGCACUUGCUGGAGAUGAGGAGCCUGAGGUCCGCAAAAAUGUGUGCCGUGCCUUGGUAAUGCUGCUUGAGGUUCGAAUGGAUCGUCUGCUUCCUCACAUGCAUCAUAUAAUUGAGUAUAUGUUGCAAAGAACCCAGGACCAAGAUGAAAAUGUUGCUUUGGAAGCUUGUGAAUUUUGGUUGACACUUGCUGAGCAACCAGUUUGUAAAGAUGUCCUCUGUGGUCAUCUGCCAAAGCUGAUUCCUGUUCUUGUAAAUGGCAUGAAAUACUCGGAAAUAGACAUUAUUUUACUUAAGGGAGAUGUAGAGGAGGAUGAAGCAAUUCCAGACAGCGAGCAAGACAUUAGGCCUCGAUUCCACCGCUCCAGAACAGUAGCACAACAACAUGAGGCUGAUGGUAUUGAAGAUGAAGAUGACGAUGAUGAUGACAUUGAUGAUGAUGACACUAUUUCUGAUUGGAAUUUAAGGAAAUGUUCAGCUGCUGCUCUGGAUGUCCUGGCUAAUGUCUUUCGGGAUGAACUCCUCCCACAAAUUUUACCCUUGUUGAAAGAGCUUCUUUUCCAUCAGGAAUGGGUUGUUAAGGAAUCUGGCAUCUUGGUUCUAGGAGCAAUAGCUGAAGGUUGUAUGCAGGGCAUGAUUCCAUAUUUGCCAGAGUUAAUUCCUCAUCUAAUUCAGUGCCUGUCUGACAAGAAGGCUCUUGUGCGUUCCAUUACAUGUUGGACUCUUAGUCGCUAUGCACACUGGGUAGUCAGUCAGCCCCCAGACACUUACUUGAAGCCACUAAUGACCGAACUGCUGAAACGCAUUCUGGACAGUAAUAAGCGGGUCCAGGAGGCUGCCUGCAGUGCCUUUGCAACUCUAGAAGAGGAAGCUUGCACAGAACUUGUGCCCUACCUUGGCUACAUACUGGACACCCUUGUUUUUGCAUUUAGCAAGUAUCAGCACAAGAAUCUACUUAUUCUUUAUGAUGCUAUUGGUACUCUGGCAGACUCUGUGGGCCACCAUCUAAACAAGCCAGAAUAUAUUCAAAUGUUAAUGCCACCGCUCAUUCAGAAGUGGAACAUGCUAAAAGAUGAAGACAAAGAUCUUUUCCCUUUACUUGAGUGCCUGUCUUCGGUAGCCACUGCUUUGCAGUCUGGCUUCCUCCCUUACUGUGAACCUGUGUACCAGCGCUGUGUGAAUCUGGUACAAAAGACCCUUGCACAAGCCAUGUUGCACAAUGCCCACCCUGAACAGUAUGAAUUGCCGGAUAAAGAUUUCAUGAUUGUAGCUCUUGAUUUACUCAGUGGCUUAGCAGAAGGACUGGGAGGCAACAUUGAGCAGCUUGUGGCACGAAGCAAUAUCCUCACUUUAAUGUAUCAGUGCAUGCAGGACAAAAUGCCAGAGGUGCGGCAAAGUUCGUUUGCUUUAUUGGGGGAUUUAACUAAAGCGUGCUUUCAGCAUGUCAAGUCAUGCAUAGCUGAUUUCAUGCCAAUUCUGGGCACCAAUCUGAACCCCGAAUUAAUAUCUGUGUGCAACAAUGCAACCUGGGCUAUUGGAGAGAUUUCAAUUCAGAUGGGUACGGAAAUGCAGCCCUAUAUUCCUAUGGUUCUGCACCAGUUGGUGGAGAUUAUAAACAGACCCAAUACACCAAAGACAUUAUUGGAGAAUACAGCAAUAACAAUUGGUCGUCUUGGUUACGUUUGUCCUCAAGAGGUGGCUCCCAUGAUACAGCAGUUUAUAAGACCCUGGUGUACAUCAUUGCGGAACAUAAGGGACAAUGAGGAAAAGGAUUCAGCCUUUCGAGGAAUCUGUACAAUGAUUAGUGUAAAUCCAGGAGGAGUUGUGCAGGAUUUCAUAUUUUUCUGUGAUGCUGUGGCAUCAUGGGUUAGUCCAAAAGAAGACCUACGUGAUAUGUUCUAUAAGAUUUUACAUGGAUUUAAAAAUCAGGUUGGGGAUGAAAACUGGAGACAAUUUUCUGACCAGUUUCCAAUUCCUCUGAAGGAGCGCCUUGCAGCAUACUAUGGAGUAUAACAACAUAGUCUGUAGUGGCAGUCCUGUUAUCGGUCUUUCACUGUGGGAGACAACGGGGAGCCUCUGCACCCAGGGAAAAAAAUGUUACCCUUUUGCUGGGGGGAAGGGUAGAUCAGUGGGGACAUUCAGUACAAUCCCAACCCUACUGGGGGGGUGGGAGGGAGGUGUAAGUCAUUGAGCUGUUCAGCUGAAGGGGGGAAAAUGUUUGAACACCUGGAGCCUUUGAGGGCAGAAUUUUUUGUCUCUUAACAACUCAGUAGCUACAAGCAAAGGAGAUUUUUGUCCAGUACAACAGCACAUUGUUAGAGAAAAAAAGUAUACAUAUACAUAUAUAUUUUACUAUAUAUAUGUAUAUAUAAAACCUUUGAGCAAACCUCGGGGAGAAAAUAUAUAUUUUCUAUAAAAUAUUGGCUUUAAAGAGUUAAUUACAGACAAAGAAAUUAUUGCACAGAAAAUUAAAGAUGGGUUAAAAAGCAGUAUUAAUGAACUAAGUUUAUAAUGUGGAUAUAUAAAAAUUAAAUGUAUAAGAACAUAGGGAAAGGUCAGAUAAUUGCAUGCAAUGAAGAAUAAUACUCAAUGAAGUUUAAACAAAAAAAACACUGUGUUGCUUACAUUUUCAGUAGGCAAAUAUUAGCUGUAGGCAACCAAAAUGGGGAAAAAUAUAGAAGUAAUAUUUUAAGACCAAGACCUAGGCAAGCAACCUACUUAGUCAGUUAUACAUCUAUCUGUUGCAUAUCAAAGCAUAUGCAUAUCUUUUUUUUAUAUAUAAAUACUGAAGAUAUUAGUGAAGGGAAGUUAAAAUGGUUAUCUUAAAAGCAUACAUAAAUGCCAAACCAUUUGUCAACAUGUGCAGUUUGAGGUAUUCACAUACAUUUUUUUAUUUAAUUGAUAUGGACUUUUUUUUUUUUUUUUUAAAGGGAAACCUGAUAUUCUUACAUCAGAGUGGGGAUUGUCUACCUAUACAUUUAUAUUGCACCAAUUUUUGUGUUAAGGUUAAAUGAUGCAUAGCCCAACAUUAAGAAGUCUGGGUAUUUUGUUUUUAUAUUGAACAUUUUUUCCUCUUAACAUAGUUUUCAGUCCCUUUGUUCUAAGGCCUUGGAAUAUCUUUAGGAUACAUUAGGACUAAGGUUAUUUAGUAGUGGUGUGUAUAACCUGCACAUUGUGGAAAGCAGAUAUUUGUGUGAAAACCUUGCUUCUGUGCUGUCAAUGUGUUGUGCUCUCUGCAUGGACAUAAUACUAGUGAAUUUACCAGAGGUUCUAAGACUUCAAAGAGCUAUGUGGUUGGUCAUUGUGUUAAGGGCUGUGUUUUAAACAAGAAAAAAUAGAUUGCAUCAGAGGACAAAUGUACAAGUUGACAUGAACUGUUUGCUAUACAUAAAUGUUUAUUCCCACUCAGUUUUGCUUAUUUUUUCCUGUUCAAAGCAUGAUCUUAAAGUUGCUUAUGGUUGUUAAUAAGCAGGGUACUAAACUUCAUCUGCGCAUGUUGGUGGCCCUUCAUACCCUAGUGAGAUAUGAAAGGGUGCAAGUUGCAAGCUAUAUGAGAAAGUUGGAUUAUUAUAGUUUUUGUUUCCAGUUUCAUCUGUUUUGCUGCUCUUCCUUCUGCUUUCCUUAGCUUUUUUUUAUGUUAAAUAAACCCUGAAUUAUAUUUAGCCUUUCCCUUCCCUUACUGUGUAUUUUGUUGUUGGGUUUUUUGUUGUUUUAUUUUUUUUGUUUGUUUGUUUUUUGUUUAACAACUGUGAAUCAAAAAGCUGAACUGGUACUAUGGUCUUUAGUCUCUCUCGAAAGUUGAAGUUGUUGUGUUAUCCUGAGCCUAUCCCAUGAUGAACAUUGCAGAGGCUGAGGAUUAGCUGUGGAAUCCAUAAGAUGACUCUGCUGGUCAGAGCCGAACAUGUAAUCCUUUCCUGUUCUUUUUCAAACUGUGUUAACCCAUUUAAAGGGGGUUUGGGGGAGAUGGGAUGGGGUUAAAAAACAAAACAAACCCUAAAGCCAUAGCAGCUUAUUGCAACUGAAGGACCUACAUUUGCAUCAUAUGUUGAUGUUCUUGAAUGAUUGCAUGUUUGUUGAAUGAGCGAGUGAUAGAUAAAUAGUAUAACAUGCUGCACUGAUGUCUUUGGGCCUACCUGUGCAUGUUAGAUACGAUGUUUGCAUUUCAUUUCAGCUGAGCUGUUGCUUUUGUUUGCGUUUGAGUGUUCAAUUCUGUAAUUUUGCCUGCAUUCACCUUGCUUCCUACCUACCUUGCACAUUUUCAUAUUGCUUGCUAGCAGCAUUUGAAACACUUUUAAACAAAGCUUUAAUCUUUGACUUCAGUGCUAUUUUGGCUUCACUGCAUUUUCUCAGGAUGUGCUCCCCACUGCAUUAUAAUCAGAUUGCUAUUGCUUUAUCUACACAUGCUUUUGUUAUUAUUUUUUUUUUUUAUUGAACUACAUUUGAGGAAAGACUUUCUUUUUUCCCCUUUGGAACACUCAACAUGUGCUUUCCUUUAACAGGAAGGGAGGUGCUGCCUUGGCUCCAAACAGUUCGACGCGAUCCAAUAGGCAUUAAUGCAGAUUCACCCUGCCGCUCUCACUUUAUCUUUCACUAGAGAGGUGGACACUAUUCCACUGUUUGGAAGCCAUUUAAGUAAGGGAAAAAGAAAUAAGAAUUUCUGAACAACUGCAUUAUUUGUUCCACAUUAUAGAAAAAUGAAUAGGAUACGUAACAUUUUUUUCAAAUCCCUUUUCGGAUUAAAGUUGUGUCAUGCAUUUAUUUCAGCUUUUGGAGUCAUCAACAUCAUGGGAUAUAUACUGUUUAUUUAACUGUGGUUUACAUGUUUCUAAUGAUUCUGAAUGUCGUGUAGACGUGCCUGAAAUUGUAAUGCUUUGUCUUGUCACAUUCCAACAUUUUAUUGUUGUCGUUUUUGAUUUUGUUUGUCCCCUCCGUCCCUCCCCAAGCAUGCUAAAAAGCACGGCUUAAUUUGUCUGCUCCUUACACACUGAAUUAAGUGCUGUUUGUGUACUAUGCUACAGAUAUGGCCGCUGCUACGUGAUGUAGUUUUCUACUUGAAUAUUUUUAUGUUGUAGAAACCUCAGGAGGUCAGUGUUUACUGUUUAUAUAUGCCUUUUCCAUUUGAGCUUCCCAUUUGAAGGAUUCUAACGAUGGAUAAAACACUUCUGUACCCAAGUCACAGUCAAAUAGCUGGUGCAGCAAAAGCAGUUCAUCUAAAUAAAUAUGCAGUCCUUUGCAGAAUGUGGAGAACAAUUUAAUUUGAAAAAUGGCACUCUACCUUUCAAUUUUCUGAGAAAAGCAUAACAUUUAUGCCAUUAAUUCUACUGAUUGUGUUAAAGUAGUAAUAGAAGUUAAAAAAAGACAUGUUGCAAGUGGAAGCUCCUCUUGUCCAUGGGGUGCAGACUGUUAGAGUAGGAGUGGACCACAAGCUGCUUCCUCUAUACAAGUUGAUAAAAGUAUUUCUGCAGACUGAGGCAUUUCCUCUGCCUUUUCCUCUACUAGAAACCUGCUGCUAAAUCCUGCGAAAUAACAGGGGAAAACGGCAGAUAUAGAUACUACUAAUCUGACACAGUAAUCGUUUGCUUUCUGCUAUAACUUGGGAUGCAGAAGGGUUUUCCAUAGAUGAGAAAAAUGCUUCCAGAAACUGUGUUUCUGAACAACAUGAUGGCAUCUACUACUGUAUAAUGUUAGAAUUGUUUCCUUCAAACCAUUCUCCAGCAACCUCUCUCAGCUGUGUAUACUUGACUAAUAUUUCUUGAAGUCUGCCUUCACACUUACGCUAAACAUGAGAGAUCUUCAUUUUAAAUAGAAAUAAUGGUUUUAAUUUUUGAUAAGCUGCUGAAUUUUAAAGAGUUUUUUGGGGCCACCAAAUAUUUUGGAUCAUGCAAAGAAUAUAUAUUGUACUGUAGUAAUUUUGUAAUGACAUUUGUAUGAUGUAGUGAGAUAUUAGUUGUGAAUGUUAAUCACUGCUUGGAUAUGUACAAUGUUGGUAAUAAAUUGUUUACAUAAAGCUU